AGUCUAGUAAAAUUUUUCAGUUUUGAGGUUAGAUGAACGAAGUAUGAGGUGUAUAUUUGAAUAUUUUUAUCAAAGGCGUAACAAGUGUAAAAAGUUUUUAUAAAUCUAUUUAGAUGAAUGAAAGUUAGAAAAACAGUAAUCUGCUUGCUUUUUUUAAACUAACUUUAUAACAUGCCAGUGUUAAAACAUGACAUCGAACUUCCAGCUUCAGUUCCUGAAUUGCUAUUGGAAAAACAUGCAAACUUUUUACUGUCUUACGGUACUGAUAAAGAUGAAUAUAUGUAUUGUAUGACAGAGCAUAUGAGAAUGUCUGGAAUGUAUUGGGGUUUGACAGCAUUGGAUCUUAUGGGUAAACUUGAACAGACAAAUCGUAACGAGGUAUUAGAAUUUAUUGCUCAAUGUCAAACAGAAAGUGGCGGUAUAGCUGCAAGUUUGCAACAUGAUCCACAUAUUCUUUACACUUUGAGUGCAGUACAAAUACUUUGCAUUUAUAAUGCAUUGGAUACCAUAGAUAUAGAAAAAGUUGUGAAAUAUGUGAAAGAAAGACAACAACCAGAUGGAAGUUUCACAGGUGAUAUAUGGGGUGAAGUCGAUAUGAGAUUUUCCUUCUGUGCUGUAGCAACUUUAUCACUUUUGAAUCGAUUGGAUGUGAUAGAUGUGGACAAGGCAGUUGAAUUCGUAAUGAAGUGCAUGAACUUUGAUGGUGGCUUUGGAUCAAAACCUGGAGCUGAAAGUCAUGCUGGUAUGAUUUACUGUUCUAUAGGGCUUUUAUCAAUAACUGGUAAUCUUCACUUAGUAGAUGCAGAUCAAUUAAGUUGGUGGCUUUGUGAAAGACAGCUUCCAUCUGGAGGUUUAAAUGGUAGACCAGAAAAACUACCUGAUGUUUGUUAUUCUUGGUGGGUCCUUUCUGCACUAACCAUUUUGGGACGCCUUCAUUGGGUUAAUAAGGAACAAUUGGUAAAAUUUGUACUAGCAUGUCAAGAUACAGAAUCAGGUGGAUUCAGUGAUCGUCCAGGAGAUAUUGCUGAUCCUUUUCAUACUCUUUUUGGCUUAACUGCACUCUCACUCUUAAAUACUGACUAUCCUCUAAAAAAGAUCAAUCCAACGUAUUGCAUGCCUGAAUAUGUAAUUCAAAGGUUACAUUUGAAACCUGCGAGGCUUGACCAAAGUAAUUGACAUUUGAUUACUGAAAACUAACUUUUUACUAAACCUGAAUAUUUAUGAAAUAAUGCAAAGAAAGAAAAUAUAACACGAAUCUUUUGCAUCAA
Messenger RNA from Frieseomelitta varia, 1268 nucleotides. RefSeq names its product geranylgeranyl transferase type-2 subunit beta (gene betaggt-II). Gene Ontology annotation, molecular function: Rab geranylgeranyltransferase activity. Gene Ontology annotation, biological process: protein geranylgeranylation. The coding region runs from base 172 to 1176 and encodes 334 amino acids. NCBI's taxonomy places the organism in Eukaryota, Metazoa, Arthropoda, Insecta, Hymenoptera, Apidae. The record is from RefSeq and is a predicted model, not a curated record. Gene Ontology annotation, cellular component: Rab-protein geranylgeranyltransferase complex. The transcript is spliced from 6 exons.